AUGGCCGUCCGACGGCUACGGUGUUUGGAGAAACGUUUCAAAGCAAAUCCUGCGAUAUUCGAGAAAGUCCAACGCCAAAUAGUCCAGUACCAGCAGAAGGGAUACAUCCACGAAGCUUCGAAGCAAGAAUUGACAGCAGUGGACCCGGGAAAGCGAUGGUACCUUCCGAUUGGCAUAGUGCAGAACCCCAAAAAGCCGAACAAGAUCAGAAUCGUGUGGGACGCAGCAGCGACAGUUGACGGCAUCUCCCUGAACAAUGUACUCUGGGGAUUCCGGGAGCGGAAGAUUGCCGUGGUGGGAGAUAUCAUGGAAAUGUUCCACCAGCUGAAAAUGCGACGCGAGGACCGAUACAGUCAACUGUUCCUCUGGCCCGGUGAAAAUGCUGCCUCUCUGAAGACCUUCGUUAUCGACGUAGCAACCUUUGGUUCGACGAGCUCUCCGUGCUCGGCGCAAUACGUAAAAAACCUUAAUGCGGCCGAACACGCAGAGGUAUAUCCGAGAGCAGCAGAGGCGAUCGAGCGCCGACACUACGUUGACGACUAUCUGCAAAGUUUCGACAGCGAGGAAGAGGCGUGCCAGGUGGUUGAAGAAGUCAAGCUGGUGCAUCGGCGUGGUGGAUUUACGAUCCGCAACUGGCUGUCCAAUUCUGUGGCAGUUCUCCGACGGGUCGGGGAAGUCAGUGCUGGUACAGUGAAGAUCGUCGACAAUGGCGGUUCCCAAAUAGAACGCGUACUGGGCAUGCAGUGGAUGGCGAGCGAGGAUGUUUUCGUUUUCUCCAACGAAGUCGACGUGGCGGCAGUCACUCCCACCAAGCGGGGCAUCUUGCGCUGCCUUUGGGCAACCAAGUUCAAGCAACUGAGAGCAAUACAGAUACCUCGUGCCUAUUUCCCGAGCGCAACAGCAACAGACAUCGAAGACUUGCAGCUGCAUAUCUUCGUCGACGGCAGCGAGACUGCUUACGCUUGCGUCGCCUACUUCAGGGCCGUGAUCCAAGGAAACUUCCACUGUGCGCUCGUCGGAGGAAAGACGAAAGUGGCACCACUGAAAGCACUCUCCAUUCCCAGAUUGGAGCUGCAAGCGGCGCUCAUAGGCUGUAGGCUGAUGAAAACUCUAUGCAAUAGUCACAGUCUGCCAAUUUCGCGACGAUCGUUGGUUCAAGGGGCCGGAAUUCCUGUGGAAUCAAGUCAAGUCGAACCAGAGCAAGUCGAAGAGGAAAUCAGACAGUGCAACGUCCACCUAGUUGCGGAGCGGAGCGAAGUUAUCGAUUGGCACCGCUUCUCCAAGUUCAAAAGACUUAGGCGAACAGUCGCCUAUGCUCACCGCUUCGUGGACAACUGUCGACGGAAGAUUUUAAAGCAGCCACUACAGUCAUCGCAUGUCAAUCAGGAGGAAUUCAUUAAGGCUGAGAAUACACUCUGGCGACUGGCUCAGCAAGCUGAGUUUCCGGAGGAAAUGUUCCAGUUACAGCAGGCGAAAGAAGGGCGAAAAACGAAACUGGAUAAAACUAGUCGCAUCUACAAAUUGUCGCCGUUUAUCGACGAAGCCGGCGUCGCUAGGAUGGACACACGCAUCGCGGAGGCAGUCUUCGUAUCGUACGACACCAAAUUCCCAAUCAUUCUUCCGAAAGGUCAUCGUUUAACCAACCUGGUCAUCGAGUGGUACCACCGUUACUACCUGCACGCAAACAACGAAACCGUAAUCAAUGAAGUCCGCCAGCGAUUCCACAUCCCUGUCUUCGGACGCUGGUGCGGAAUCUCUCAAAAAGUGUAUGCAGUGCAGAGUAAUGAAAGCGAAACCGACGUAUCCGAGAGAAGCACCCUUCCUGAGGCGAGACUCAGUCCGCAUAUUCGGCCGUUUAGCUUCGUCGGCCUGGACCCAUCUUAG
This is a messenger RNA of Armigeres subalbatus, 1884 nucleotides long. RefSeq lists its product as uncharacterized. The record is from RefSeq and is a predicted model, not a curated record. NCBI's taxonomy places the organism in Eukaryota, Metazoa, Arthropoda, Insecta, Diptera, Culicidae. The transcript has 4 exons. The coding region runs from base 1 to 1884 and encodes 627 amino acids.